CUCUUGUGUGUGAGAUCCUGUCCUGACGUGGAGUGCCGGGCUGCCCUGUUCCUUCUGAGCACGCUCAGUUCGUGGUCAUCAGCAGAGUGAUUAGCGUUGAAAGAUGUGUCACAUGACCCGGUGUUAGGGCUUAGAGCGAGGCACCGGGAGCUCCCGCAGCACAACCAUUACAGCCGUGAAGUCCAGCCAGCAGCCAUGGGCAGCACCAAGCAGGAAGCCGGUAAGUCCGACAGGAUGAAGAGGCAGGAAGUGAGGCACAGGUGGACGACAGACGCUAAUCAGAUUAAGAGGCUGGGAAGGAGAUUUAAGAAACUCGACCUGGAUGACUCCGGAUCCCUGAGCGUGGAGGAGUUCAUGUCCCUGCCAGAGCUCCAGCAGAACCCUCUCGUGCAGCGAGUCAUCGACAUAUUCGACACCGACGAAAACGGGGAAGUCGACUUCAGGGAGUUCAUUGAAGGAGUCUUUCAGUUCAGCGUGAAAGGAAACAAGGAGCAGAGGCUGCGUUUUGCCUUUAGGAUCUACGACAUGGACAAAGACGGUUACAUCUCCAAUGGAGAACUCUUCCAGGUCCUAAAGACGAUGGUGGGAAGCAACCUGAAAGACACACAGCUGCAGCAGAUUGUCGACAAAACUAUCAUCGGCGCCGACAAAGACGGAGAUGGCAGAAUCUCCUUCGAGGAGUUCUGUGCGGUGGUGGGAGGAUUGGACAUUCACAAAACGAUGGUUGUGGACAUCUGACAGUUUAUUCUUCGUCCAUUCACAGGAGAAGUCAUCCAGCUGUUCCUGCCCCUCUGUUAGCUCCACCUGUUUGUUUGAUCCAUCCUUCAGGAUCUGAAGGUGUUUGUAUUUAUUUCAGUGAGCUGACAGACUUACAGUUUGGUCCAUAAAUAUUUGGAUAGAGACAAAUUUUCUAAUGUUGUUUCUGUACGUUACCACAAUGAAUUUGAAGUGAAACAACUCUGAUGCAGGUGAAGUGCAGACUUUCAGCUUUAAUUCAGUGGGUUGGACAAAAUGACCGCAUAAAAAUAUGAGAAACGAAAGUAUUUUUUAACACAAUGCCUUCAUUUCAGGCUCAAACGUAUUUGGAAAAAUUAAAUAACUGAAAAUAAAUUGAUAAUUUCUAUUACUUUAUUCAAAACCCUUUGCUGGCAAAGACCUUAAGUCUUGAAGUCACGGACACCACCAGAUGCUGGCUUUCCUACUUUUGACGCUCUCCCAGCCUUUACUGCACCAGCUUUCAGCUGCUGUUUGCUUUUGGGCCUUUCUGUCCUAUGUUUAGUCUUCAACAAGUGAAAUGCCCAGUUGGGUUAAGAUCAGGUGACUGACUUGGCCAUUUAAGAAUAUUCUAGUUUAGCUGGAUGUGAGCAGACAGUCUGUGUCUGAACAGCUCAGAAUUCACUCAGCUGCUUCAGUCCUGUGUCACAUCAUCAGGAAACACGAGUGUUUUUCCUGUGCUGGCUUCUCUUAGGUGUUUGUUUUUUUUUUUUUUAGCAAAGUCCUAUCUAGCCUUUCUAUUCUUGAGGUUUAUGAGUGUCCUGCACCUUGCAGUGAACUGUCUGUAUUUACUUUCAUGCAGUCUUCUCUCUAUGGUAGAUUUGGAUAUCGGUACACCUCCUGGAGAGUGUUGUUCACUUGGUUGGCUUCACCAUGGAAUGAUUUUGCGAUCAUCCACCACUGUUGUCUUCUGUGGAUGUUCAGGUGCUGAGUUCACCAGUGCCUUCUUUCUUUCUCAGGAUGUGCCAAAGAUUUUGCCACUCUGAAUAUUGUAGGAAGUUCUUGGAUAGUUUUUUUUUCUGUUUUCACAGCUUAAGGAUGGCUUGUUUCACCUGCACGGAGAGCUCAUGUUGUCUGUUCAAAGCAAAAUCUUUCAAAUGCAAGCACCAAAACUCAAAUCAACUCCAGGCCUUUCAAUCUGCUUAACUGAUAAUGACAUAACAAAGAAAUUGCCCACACCUGCACAUCAAGUAGCUUUGAGUUAGUUGUCCAGUUACUUUUGGUCCCUUUAAAAAGAGGUUGGCACAUUUUAGGGAGCUGAAACUCCCAAACCCUUCAUCCCGUUUGAAUGUGGAUACCCUCAAAUGAAAGCUGACAGUCUACACAUUAUGUUCAUGUCCAUGAUAUAACUAUAAUUGGAAUAUGUUUCAGUAAACAGGUAAAAAAACAAAA
Pelmatolapia mariae (spotted tilapia) is the source of this 2166-nucleotide messenger RNA. RefSeq names its product protein phosphatase 3 (formerly 2B), regulatory s1ubunit B, alpha isoform, b (gene ppp3r1b). The transcript has 5 exons. Bases 196 to 738 code for a protein of 180 amino acids. The record is from RefSeq and is a predicted model, not a curated record. Gene Ontology annotation, molecular function: phosphatase binding; calcium ion binding; calcium-dependent protein serine/threonine phosphatase regulator activity. Gene Ontology annotation, biological process: protein dephosphorylation; calcineurin-mediated signaling. Gene Ontology annotation, cellular component: calcineurin complex. NCBI's taxonomy places the organism in Eukaryota, Metazoa, Chordata, Actinopteri, Cichliformes, Cichlidae.